Messenger RNA from Petromyzon marinus (sea lamprey), 1863 nucleotides. It is a transcript of the gene POLE4, whose product is annotated as DNA polymerase epsilon 4, accessory subunit. NCBI's taxonomy places the organism in Eukaryota, Metazoa, Chordata, Hyperoartia, Petromyzontiformes, Petromyzontidae. Gene Ontology annotation, biological process: DNA-templated DNA replication. The record is from RefSeq and is a predicted model, not a curated record. Gene Ontology annotation, cellular component: nucleus; epsilon DNA polymerase complex. Gene Ontology annotation, molecular function: protein heterodimerization activity.
ACAAACCAUUUGGGCAGAUAAUUGGCUCCCUUCCCCGCCACUCUUCUCCUCCACGCGUCGGGAGAAUCGAUACGGAUUGCCACGGGUUGGAAUGCGCUCGCUGGCUAAACCAAAGUCGAGAUUUAGGCUUCUAAUCCGGGAAUCGAUUCGCGUGUCGGCCUAGUUGUUUUUGUGUGCGUCGAGGAAUCGGUUUGGCCACCACCCGCACAAGUCGAGUACCAUGGCGGAGGCGGUCGUUGUCGCCGGCGAGGAGGAGAGGCCCAGGCUGAGUCGCCUCCCGCUCAGCCGCGUCAAGAGCAUCAUGAAGGCCGACCCCGACGUGGCGCUCGCCGCCCACGAGGCUGUCUUCCUCAUCGCCAAGGCCACGGAGUUGUUCAUCGAGGCCAUAGCUAAGGACGCCUACGGAUUUGCGCUGCAGGGAAAGCGGAAAACCCUGCAGAGGAAGGACCUGGACAACGCGGUGGACGCAGUGGACGAGUUUGCGUUUCUAGAAGGAGCACUGGACUAGCCUCGCCCGGGUCGGAGGUCAACUGUUGCUCACCGGCACCACCGAUGAACCGGCUGGUCGCUCGCCCAUCGUCCGCAAUCAACUCCUGGCGACGGGACUGCUGCUUCGGCGUUUGUAGCCGUCUGUCGAACUGGUCACUUGUUGUCCACCGCUGAGUUGAUCAGUCGCUCGAACCAAAUCGCUCUCUCGAAAUCACAAGUUUCAACCAUUUGUUGAAUUGGAAAUUAUUCUUCUCUGUGUGACUGACGCCGCUGUAAAGCAACAGCUGUCAUUUUACAUCGAGGUCGGUAGUAGCGGAGUGGUGCAUUGCCGCUCAGAUGAUGCCUCCUUGUAUAUAUCUUGUGCGUUUGUGGGUCCCUCUUUGCGAGUAUGGUUCUUUAUGUGAAUUCUAUAGAUUUAUAUGAGUCUAUGGUGCUCUGUGUGUCUGUGGCUUAGUGGGAAUCUGUAGAUCUGUGCGAGGCUAUGGGUCUCUGUGAGCAUGGUUCUGUAUGUGAAUCUGUAGACCUGAGUCUGUGGGUCUCUUUGUGAGUAUGCGUCUCGUGUGAAUUUAUACAUCUUCUGUUGCUGAUGUUGAUGUCGAGCAACGGCUGUAAUUUUAUAUUGAGGUGGUUGAGCCGGAUGAUUGCAACAAGAGUGGCAGAGUGGGGUGUCACUGACGAUGCCUCCUCCGUAUUGCUGGAUCGGGCGUUGAGUCUAGGUUAUAUGCUCCACGGUUCCGUUCCGGGUGACCCCACAAUUCUUCGUCCAAGUAAGAACUCGGAGAGACCGGGAUGGAGUCUCAUUCGCACGAGAGAAUGACCUGGGCCACAAUGACGAGAAAAACAAAGGACAACAAUGAAGCAAAUAAACAUCGGAGAGCAAAAAACCAACCAAUUAGAAUUCGGAACAAAAAUAGCAGUGGUACAAAAGAAAUCGAAAACGGUGGACAAACGUAAAUCACUGUUAAAUAAAAUAGUUUCCUCUAACAAUGGUUUGGACAAAUACAAAUUCAUGGUAACAGUUAGCGACACACGCAAACGCAUCUAGGAUGAUUAUUGCGCUAAUGUGUGAACACAAUGAGGGCACCGUUACUUGGCAAUCGCGCGCAAUUUAAUCGUCGCCUGUAACGGCUUUGCCCGCGUCUGGGCGAGUAGUUGCAGCGUGUUGAUGACGCAGGAAUGUCUGGCCCCGCCCCUUUACAGCAUAGCCCCGCCCUCUCGUUAGUCCACCCUCUGCCCGGCCCACACCCGGGAUUGCACUGUGGACCAAUUGUGUGGAUGCGUGUGUAAUCAGAUGGGCGUGCGUGAUUUUUCGAACUUGUUUAUUGUCAAGUGUGGAGUUGUGAUUAUUAAAUUGACUUUUACUCUUGAUCAGAA